GUAAGCGUGCUUGGUACUUCUAUGACCAUUGCUGUAAAAGUCCCACUAUGUGCAAUUGUGGGACGAUACCAAUUGUUUUUGAAGAUGCUAAAUGAUGCAGGAAUUGGAAAGAAAGAACCUAUUGGAUUCUUCUAUGUGCUCUUUAAUCCUUGGGUACAAGGUGAUGAGGUAUUUCUGCCCACUGAAGAGGAAAGAGAAGAAUAUGUACUAAAUGAUACUGGACUAAUUUUAUAUGGCCAUGAACAAAUCAGAAACAGCAGACCAUGGGACUUUGGACAGUUUGAAGAGGACAUUUUGGAUAUAACACUUUAUCUUCUUGACCAGAGUUUAGACUUAAAAAGGGAUCCUGAUGGUGAGCUAUUAAAGCGAUCUGGAGCCCUACACGUUAGCAGAACAUUAUGUGCUAUGGUAAACCAUCACAAUGAGAAUACAGUUUUUGUAGGAAGCUGGAUUGGUGGCUUCAUCAAUUCUGUGGUUCCCUCAAGAUGGAAUGGGAGUGUUCAAGUUCUCCGGAGCUGGCGUCAGAAUGGACCAGUCCCCUUUGGACAGUGUUGGGUGUCUGCAGGAGUACUCUGCACAAUGCUCCGAUGUCUGGGCAUUCCAACUCGCCUUGUCACAAUAUUUGAUGCAGCUCGCAGAACUGAUGCACAGUUCUAUUCUACCCGUUUCUUUUUUGAAAAUGGAAUAUUCACAACACAAUGGUUUCCUUCUGUGUGGAAUUUCCACACAUUGAUUGAAGUCUGGAUAAGGAGAAAGGAACUAAACCGUCUUAACAGUGACUGGCAAGUCCUGGAUACAGAUUCAGGGGACUCUUCUAGAGUUAUAAAUCGCCUUGGACCUGCUUCCCUUCGGGCGAUUAGAGAUGGUGAUGUAGAGCUGGAUUAUGAUACAGCCUUUUUAUUCGCUGAACUUAACUGCCAAAUUUGUGAACAGAUUGAUUUAUCGAAACGAAACGCUUACACAAACAUUCACUCAGCUGGACAGUUCGUUGGCACUAAGGCCUUGGGUGCCUUGGCCAUUGUUGAUGUGACAGAUGCCCACAAAUAUCCUGAAGGGACUCAAAAUGCAAGAGAUAUAUUGACAAAGGCUCGGAAUACCAUGUUAAGAAAACCAUCCCUAAUGUCCUCAUCACGAGACCUUGUUAAGAAUCCCAGCAUUCGCGUCCCAAAACCAGACUUCACAGGUAGUUUUGAACAGGGUCAACCGUCACGAGUUGGAGAGGAUGUUGAUACCACCCUUAGCCUUAAAAACACAAAUGAUGAAGCAAAAGUUAUUCAAGUCAAUCUGGCGGUGUACACAAUGGCCUAUACAAAGAUACCUUUGAAAGAGAUCGUAAAAGAAUCCCUGUCUAUUAGUCUGGGACCUGAUGAAGAGAAAAAAAUACCAUAUACCAUAAAGUAUUCUCAAUAUAGAAAUGGUAUCUCGAAUGAUAACCUGAUCCAGUUUGUGGCAGUGUGCUUUGACAACAAAGAAGGGAGUUUAUUGACUCAUUCAGUGGCCACGCUGUUAAACCCACCCCUAUUGAUAAAGGUCUGUGGAAACCCCAUCUUCAAUGUGCCUUUACCUGUUGAGAUCCUAUUUUCCAACCCACUUGAAGAGGAUGUUGCAAAUUGUCAUCUUGUAGUGGAAGGCAGUGGUCUGCUGAGAAAACCAGUUGCAUUAUGUUUGCCGAUUGUGAAGUCCAAACAGACUUCUGUAACAAAGGUCAAUCUUCUCCCUUACAGAGCUGGUCCAAGAAUUCUCCUGGCGAAUUUCAACUCUGAUAAAUUCCAUGACAUUAAGGCAUACCAGGAAAUUACUAUACCUCCAUUACAUAUAAAUUAGAAGCAAUGUGUCACUAUGAUUGCAAAUUGAAAUUAGAUUCUUCCUUCAUCAAGGAUUAUGUUUACGAAUUUUCAAUUUUAAAACUACAUAUUUAAUGGAAGUUAUAGUGUAAUAACGGAAAUACAUUGAAAACUACUUCAGUAGACAUGAACGGUUAUACAAUGCCAUAUUUACCACUGAAAUAUUAAAAUUCUAAGUUUUUUGAUUUCCUUUUUUGAUUUCACUAGGACAUGGACAAUGCCUACUUUGUGUUCAAGAACAGUUCACAGGGAGUGCACCCAGGG
Molecule: messenger RNA, 2108 nt
Organism: Pelobates fuscus (common spadefoot toad)
Lineage: Eukaryota; Metazoa; Chordata; Amphibia; Anura; Pelobatidae
Product: protein-glutamine gamma-glutamyltransferase E-like
Exons: 11
Coding region: 22-1824 (600 amino acids)
Biological process (GO): peptide cross-linking
Molecular function (GO): protein-glutamine gamma-glutamyltransferase activity
Source: RefSeq, a predicted model, not a curated record